Topomyia yanbarensis is the source of this 723-nucleotide messenger RNA. RefSeq lists its product as uncharacterized. Lineage: Eukaryota; Metazoa; Arthropoda; Insecta; Diptera; Culicidae. Bases 1 to 723 code for a protein of 240 amino acids. The record is from RefSeq and is a predicted model, not a curated record. The transcript is spliced from 2 exons.
AUGGAUUCGAUCUGCCUGCAGUGCUCCGAGCCGGUUACCACUUUGAAUCAGCUGAAAUGCCAAGGAUUUUGCUACAGAAUCAUGCAUCUAUCGUGUUCAACGCUCACUCGUCCAAAAUUGGACAUGAUUAACGACUCAGCGAAUAUAUUCUGGCUUUGCGACAGCUGUGUGGAUUUGAUGAAAUCCUCCGCACGCUUGAAGCAUCUGGAGAAAACCAGAAAAUCAGUGGAAUCCGCAACGACAUUGCCUGCAACUCCCAUAUCAUGGCCCGUUCCAAAUAGAGCUGGAGCCAAACGUGCUCGCGAGACGGAGGAUGAUAAAUAUCCUUCUAAAUCCGAUGUCCCUAGUCUAACGUGUGGCAAGAAAAAGGGUGAUGUAGCAAAGGUACCCACAAUCACUGUUCAACCCGCUACUAGUAAAUGCUGGAUUUACUUGUCACGAAUUGCUACCGCCGUUUCCGAAGCUGAGGUUGGUGCUAUGGUUAAGGAGUGCCUCUCAACGGACGAUCCGGUCGAAGUGAAGAAGUUAGUGAAAAAAGACGCAAAUUUGAGCGGGCUUAAUUUCAUUUCUUUCAAAAUUGGUGUUGACCCUCAACUUCGAGAAAUGGCUCUCAAUGCCGAUACCUGGCCGGAUGGGAUGUAUUUCCGCGAGUUCAUCGACUUUCGGCAAGAACGUAAUAAUGACGGGAAGCUUGGGUUUCGGAAAACACCUCGACUGGGAUAA